Caenorhabditis bovis is the source of this 1863-nucleotide messenger RNA. NCBI's taxonomy places the organism in Eukaryota, Metazoa, Nematoda, Chromadorea, Rhabditida, Rhabditidae. The record is from the annotation of a GenBank genome assembly.
AUGCUGCCGACAACCGUCAAGCUUUAUCUGCUGCCGCUUCUGCUGCUGCUCGCGACAUCGUUUCGUCACGUCGCCUCGUCCGACGACGAGCUCAAUUAUGAGCUCGACGAGGGCGUCGUCGUGCUCACCGACAAGAAUUUCGACGAGUUUUUGAAGCGCAAUCCGACGACGCUGGUCAAAUUCUAUGCGCCUUGGUGUGGACACUGUAAACAAUUGGCGCCCGAAUACGAGAAGGCGGCUGGAAAAGUGUCGGUUCCGCUGGCGAAAGUUGACGCGACCGUCGAAACCGAGCUCGGAAAACGAUUCGAGAUCCAAGGGUAUCCGACAUUGAAAUUCUGGAAGGACGGACAAGGUCCCACCGAUUAUGAUGGUCCGAGAGAUGAAGCUGGAAUCGUCGAAUGGGUCGAAUCGCGCGUCGAUCCGAACUACAAGCCGCCGCCCGAGGAGGUCGUGACGCUGACGGCGGAGAACUUUGACGAUUUCAUUGGGACCAACGAGCUCGUGCUCGUCGAGUUCUAUGCUCCAUGGUGUGGGCAUUGCAAGAAAUUGGCGCCCGAAUUCGAGAAGGCUGCCAAGACGCUCAAAUCGAAAGGAAGCAAAAUCAAACUCGGAAAAGUCGACGCGACGGUUGAGAAGGACCUGGGAACCAAAUAUGGAGUUAGUGGCUAUCCGACGCUGAAGGUUAUUCGCAAUGGAAGACGAUUCGAGUAUAAUGGUCCGCGCGAGGCGAAGGGAAUCGUGCACUACAUGCUGGAACAAUCGAAGCCGGCGGCGAAGAAGCUCGAGAAGCUGCGCGACGUCGAGCGUUUCAUGAGCAAAGACGACGUGACGAUCGUCGGCUUCUUCGCCACCGAGGACUCGAGCGCGUUCGAGGCGUUCGCCGACGCCGCCGAGAUGCUGCGCGAGGAGUUCAAAACGAUGGGACACACGUCGGACGCGGCGGCGUUCAAAAAGUUUGACGCGAAACCCAACGACAUCAUCAUCUUCUAUCCGUCGCUGUUCCACAGCAAAUUCGAGCCGAAGAGCCGCACGUACAACAAAGCGUCGGCGACGUCGGAAGACCUGCUCGCGUUCUUCCGCGAGCACUCGGCGCCGUUGGUCGGCAAAAUGACGAAGGCGAACGCGGCGACGCGAUACACGAAGAAGCCGCUGGUCGUCGUCUAUUACAAUGCCGAUUUUUCGCUUCAAUAUCGCGAGGGAAGCGAGUUUUGGCGUCAAAAAGUGCUCAAUGUUGCUCAAAAGUACCAGAAAGACAAAUAUCGCUUCGCGGUGGCCGAUGAGGAGGAGUUCGCCAAAGAGCUCGAGGAGCUCGGACUCGGCGAUUCGGGACUCGAGCACAACGUGGUGGUGUUCGGCUACGACGGCAAAAAGUACCCGAUGGAUCCGGAGGAGUUCGACGGCGAUCUCGACGAGAACCUGGAGGCGUUCAUGAAGAAGAUCAGCUCGGGACGCGCGAAAGCGUUUGUGAAAUCGGCGCCGCCGCCGCGCGACGACAAAGGACCCGUGCGAACCGUCGUCGGCUCGAACUUUGACAAAAUCGUGAACGAUGAGACGAAGGAUGUGCUCAUCGAGUUCUACGCUCCGUGGUGUGGCCAUUGCAAGAAUUUCGAGCCGAAAUACAAAGAAUUGGCGGCGAAAUUGAAAAAAACCCAACCGAAUUUGGUGUUGGCCAAAAUGGACGCGACCGUCAAUGAUGCGCCGAGCCAGUUUGCCGUGGAAGGAUUUCCGACUAUCUAUUUUGCGCCGAGCGGCAAGAAGUCGGAACCCAUCAAAUACAACGGCAAUCGCGAUUUGGACCAUCUGACGAAAUUCAUGAAGGACAACGCGGUGAAAUCGUUCCAGGCCGGCAAAGACGAGCUCUAA